UCUGUCGUCCCCUUCUCCUCCUGUCCCCAAUCCCUCCCAGCAUCAGAGUCUUUUCCAAUGAGUAAACUCUUCGCAUCAGGUGGCCAAAGUAUUGGAGUAUCUAUAUACUCAUAAUUUCGUGGACUUGUACAGACAAGGGCUCUAUAAACAUAAAAGUCCUCGGUGAUUCAGCUGAUAAGCGUUCCCCUGCUCGCCUUUUUGCCGAGGGGCAACAGAAGCGAGGCCAUUCCUCCCAUAAUUCCAACCUGUUUAGUAACUUAGCGCAAUCAGGAUUCAAUAGAACCGGCCGGGAGCUGUCCCGAGCCUGCGGCUGAUUGGCCGAGCGCAGAGCACCGGGCGUGGGCUUUGCCCAAGUUCUCCGCUCCCUGCUCCCAGCUCCCAGGGGAAGCCAGGGCGUGUUGGACCAGCGGCUCUUCAAGGCUCAGAGGAGCCGAGACCGGUGUUCGCAUCCGCCGCACUCUUCCGCUGGAGUAUGAAUCUACUUCCAAGAUUCACGCCUUAGUGAACAUUCACAGGGAAAGCCCGAGGUCGCGAUGGAUCUUGACGGCUGCAAUGGAAGAGCAGGGGUGAAGAACUUCUUGAAAAGGGACAAAAAAAGGUUUUUCAGUAAAAAAGAUGAGAAGAAAGAAAAGAGACCAACUGUCAGUACUUUUGCAAUGUUUUGCUCUUCAGAUUGGCUCGAUAGGUUGUAUAUGGUGCUGGGGACUUUGGCUGCCAUCAUCCAUGGAACUGGAUUCCCCCUCAUAAUGCUGGUGUUUGGAGACAUGACAGAUAGCUUUGCAGGUGCUGGAAAUUUUGGAAACAUAACUUUUUCAAACAUGACUAAUGAAAGUACUAUAUUAAGAACAGAAUAUGACAAGAAGCUGGAGAAGGAAAUGACCACGUACGCCUACUAUUACUCUGGAAUUGGUGCGGGCGUGCUUAUUGCUGCUUACAUCCAGGUCUUGUUCUGGUGUCUGGCUGCUGGAAGACAAGUACACAGAAUCAGAAAACAGUUUUUUCAUGCCAUCAUGCAACAGGAGAUAGGCUGGUUUGACGUGUAUGACGUUGGAGAACUUAACACCCGCCUCACAGAUGACGUCUCCAAAAUUAAUGAAGGAAUUGGUGACAAAAUCGGAAUGUUCUUUCAGGCAAUGGCAACAUUCUUCACCGGUUUUAUAAUAGGAUUUACAAAAGGUUGGAAGCUCACCCUUGUGAUUCUGGCCAUCAGUCCUGUUCUUGGCCUGUCAGCUGCUGUCUGGGCAAAGAUACUGUCUUCAUUUACUGAUCAAGAACUUUUGGCAUAUGCAAAAGCUGGAGCAGUAGCUGAAGAGAGAAAAGUCUUAGCGGCUAUUAGAACUGUGAUUGCAUUUGGAGGACAAAAGAAAGAACUUGAAAGGUACAACAAAAAUUUAGAAGAAGCCAAGAGAAUUGGAAUAAAGAACUCUAUCACGGCCAACGUCUCUAUGGGUGCUGCUUUUCUGUUGAUCUAUGCAUCCUAUGCCCUGGCAUUCUGGUAUGGGACCUCCUUGCUCCUCUCAAGAGAAUAUUCCAUUGGACAAGUGCUCACGGUCAUCUUUUCUGUAUUAACUGGAGCUUUUAGUAUUGGACAGGCAUCUCCAAACAUUGAGGCCUUUGCAAAUGCAAGAGGAGCAGCUUAUGAAGUCUUCAAGAGCAUUGAUCACAAACCAAGCAUCGACAGCUAUUCAAACACUGGGCACAAACCCGACAAUAUUAAAGGAAAUCUGAAAUUCAGAAAUGUUCACUUCUCUCGAAACGAAGUUAAGAUCUUGAAGGGCCUCAACUUGAAGGUAGGGAGUGGGCAGACGGUGGCCCUGGUUGGGAACAGCGGCUGUGGGAAGAGCACCACCGUCCAGCUGAUGCAGAGGCUGUAUGACCCCACGGAGGGCAUGGUCAGUAUCGACGGACAGGAUAUCAGGACCAUCAACGUAAGGUAUCUGCGGGAGAUUAUCGGGGUGGUGAGUCAGGAGCCCGUGCUGUUUGCCACCACGAUAGCUGAGAACAUUCGCUACGGCCGUGAAGAUGUCACCAUGGAUGAGAUUCAGAAAGCUGUGAAGGAAGCCAACGCCUAUGACUUUAUCAUGAAACUGCCUAAUAAAUUUGACACCCUGGUUGGAGAGACCAGAGCCCAGCUAAGCGGUGGACAGAAGCAGAGAAUCGCCAUUGCCCGGGCCCUGGUUCGCAACCCCAAGAUCCUCCUGCUGGACGAGACCACCUCAGCACUGGACACAGAGAGUGAAGCGAGUCAGGCGGCCCUGGAUAAGGCUAGAGAAGGCCGGACCACCAUUGUGAUAGCGCAUCGUCUGUCCACGGUUCGUAAUGCUGAUGUCAUCGCUGGUCUUGAUGAUGGAGUCAUUGUGGAGGAAGGCAAUCACGAUGAGCUCAUGGGGAAGAGAGGCAUUUACUUCAAACUUGUCACAAUGCAGACAAAAGGAAAUGAACUGGAAUUAGAAAAUACCCCUGGUGAAUCCCUAAGUAAAACUGAUGACUGGUACACAUCCUCCCAAGAUUCAGGAUCCAGAUCCAGUCUAAUCAGAAGAAAAUCAACUCGCAGGAGUAUCAUUGGAUCCCAAAGCCAGGACAGAAAGCUCAGUACAGAAGAAUCUUGGGAUGAAAGUGUACCUCCAGUUUCCUUUUGGAGGAUUCUGAAGCUGAAUAUAACUGAAUGGCCUUAUUUUGUGGUUGGUGUAUUUUGCGCCAUUAUAAAUGGAGCUCUGCAACCAGCAUUCUCAGUCAUACUUUCAAGGAUUAUAGGAAUCUUCACCAGAAAUGACGAUGAUGAAACCAAACGACAGAACAGUAACUUGUUUUCACUGUUGUUUCUAAUCCUUGGAAUUAUUUCUUUUAUUACAUUUUUCCUUCAGGGCUUCACGUUCGGCAAAGCGGGCGAGAUCCUCACCAGGCGGCUGCGGUACCUGGUUUUCAGGUCGAUACUGAGGCAGGAUGUGAACUGGUUCGAAGACCCUAAAAACACCACGGGAGCAUUGACAACCAGGCUUGCCAAUGACGCCGCUCAAGUUAAAGGGGCUAUAGGUUCCAGGCUUGCUGUAAUUACCCAGAAUAUUGCAAAUCUUGGCACAGGCAUUAUUAUAUCCCUCAUCUAUGGCUGGCAGUUAACACUUCUCCUGUUAGCAAUUGUACCCAUCAUUGCAGUAGCAGGGGUUAUUGAAAUGAAAAUGCUGUCUGGACAAGCCCUGAAAGAUAAGAAAGAACUAGAAGGUGCUGGGAAGAUGCGUGCAUGGCAGUCGCUCUACUCCCCAGGGGCCUGUGAGCCAGGUUCUUCUGUCAGCUCCUUUCGCAGAAACUCUUUGAGGAAAGCACAUGUCUUUGGAAUUACAUUUUCCAUCACCCAGGCAAUGAUGUAUUUCUCCUAUGCUGGCUGUUUCCGGUUUGGUGCCUACUUGGUGGUGCAAGGCAUCAUGGAGUUUCAGGAUGUUCUCUUAGUGUUCUCAGCUAUUGUCUUUGGUGCCAUGGCUGUGGGACAGGUCAGUUCAUUUGCUCCUGACUAUGCCAAGGCCAAAGUGUCAGCAGCCCACGUCAUCAGUAUCAUUGAAAAAACUCCUCUGAUCGACAGCUACAGCACGGAAGGCCUAAAGCCGAGUACAGUGGAAGGAAAUGUGGCCUUUAAUGACGUCGUGUUCAACUACCCGACUCGACCAGACAUCCCGGUGCUUCGGGGGCUGAGCCUGGAGGUGAAGAAGGGCCAGACGCUGGCCCUGGUGGGCAGCAGCGGCUGCGGGAAGAGCACGGUCGUCCAGCUCCUGGAGCGGUUCUAUGACCCCUUGGCUGGCACAGUGCUAAUCGAUGGCAAGGAAAUAAAGCAGCUGAAUGUCCAGUGGCUGCGUGCACACAUGGGCAUCAUGUCCCAGGAGCCCAUUCUGUUUGACUGCAGCAUCGGCGAGAACAUUGCCUACGGAGACAGCAGCCGGGUCGUGUCCCAGGAGGAGAUUGAGCGCGUGGCCAAGGAGGCCAACAUCCACCUCUUCAUCGAGAUGCUGCCAGACAAAUACAACACCAGAGUAGGGGACAAAGGAACUCAGCUCUCUGGUGGCCAGAAACAGCGCAUUGCCAUAGCUCGUGCCCUUGUCAGACAGCCUCACAUCCUGCUUCUGGAUGAAGCUACCUCGGCUCUGGACACGGAAAGUGAAAAGGUUGUCCAAGAAGCCCUGGACAAAGCCUGAGAAGGCCGCACCUGCAUCGUGAUCGCUCACCGGCUGUCCACCAUCCAGAACGCAGACUUGAUAGUGGUGAUUGAGAAUGGCAGAGUCAGGGAGCAUGGCACACACCAGCAGCUGCUGGCGCAGCGAGGCAUCUAUUUCACCAUGGUCAGUGUCCAGGCUGGGACAAAGCGCCAGUGAACGGUGACCGUAUAAGCUGCCAAAUAUUGUCUUAUAGUAUUUGUGUUAAAAUAUGGCAUUUAAUCAAAAUUAAAAAGUGAACACUUACCAGAGAAACUAUGUAGAGUUACUUAUUUAACAUUUCCUGCCGCAGUGGAGGAUCCAUCGCACUCUGUUCUGGGUCUUCAGAGACUUUAUAUUGAAAGAACAGAAAGAAGCAUCAUCGACGGGAGUAAAUCAGUGGGUAUGAUUGCAUUAGAAAGGUUAUAGAAUCAUUCAAAGUAGAUUUUGUUAAUAAAGUGUAUAAUUUUUAUUUAUAUUUUCUUAUUCGAACUAUAACUGACUGCCCUGCUAAAAGAUUACAGAAGUAGCAAAAAGUACUGAAUGUUUGCAUAUAGUGCCUAUAAUAAAACUAAACUUUUAUAUGACUGGA
Bubalus bubalis (water buffalo) is the source of this 4770-nucleotide messenger RNA. RefSeq names its product ATP-dependent translocase ABCB1-like. Gene Ontology annotation, cellular component: membrane. The record is from RefSeq and is a predicted model, not a curated record. Gene Ontology annotation, molecular function: ATP hydrolysis activity; ATP binding; ABC-type transporter activity. Gene Ontology annotation, biological process: transmembrane transport. Lineage: Eukaryota; Metazoa; Chordata; Mammalia; Artiodactyla; Bovidae.